Dichotomopilus funicola is the source of this 2664-nucleotide messenger RNA. RefSeq lists its product as uncharacterized. Lineage: Eukaryota; Fungi; Ascomycota; Sordariomycetes; Sordariales; Chaetomiaceae. Gene Ontology annotation, molecular function: 3',5'-cyclic-AMP phosphodiesterase activity; 3',5'-cyclic-GMP phosphodiesterase activity. Gene Ontology annotation, biological process: cGMP catabolic process. The record is from RefSeq and is a predicted model, not a curated record. The coding region runs from base 1 to 2664 and encodes 887 amino acids. The transcript has 4 exons.
AUGGAGAAAGUUCCGUGCAAUGUGAUAUAUGUCGACCGGUCGGUGUUGCAGGACCGGAACAUCGAAGCCGGCCGUCGACAUACUCCUGGGGAUGCGACACGAGGGGAAUCGGCGCGUGUCGCCGAGAAUAUUCAACUCCUCCUUGAUGUGUUUGACGAAGUUUACCUCUGUAGUUCCGGCGGCGCAUGCUUGACUCAAUGGCUAAGCCUGCAGGAAACCACGAUGGCGACUCUCAAACCGACCGUUUUUAUCCUUGACACUCCGUACCGUGACGAUAUCCCCGAACGAACCCGCUCGAGAUCUCCCUCUCCAUCCUCAGUGACCACCGCCGACGACAGUGAAACCCAGGAGGAGGAACUGUACGGCCUGUCGUUGCUGCGAAGAAUCAUGUCUGAGUCAUACGUGCGAAAUGUAUCGAAGCUGGUUGUCACUGUCCCCAUUGUUGUUACACCGGACGGGAAUCAGCCCACAUCGCAGGAGCGCAGAGCAGCAAACAAGAGGAUGCUUAGGAAGUGUCUCGACGCCGGCGCGACGGAUGUUAUGACGAGCCCCAUGAACUCCAAGUGUGUCACCAACCUGGAGGUCCAUGCCUAUCGCGCCCAACGAGAUGCCGCCCGGGAUCAAAAAGCACUGGUUGAACUUCGCCAGGGCCGAAAGCGCUCAUGGGUCGGUAUCUAUGAGGAGAAGCCGUUCUCGUACUUGCGCGAGGCUAUGGUGUCGAAACUCAUGGGUCGGAUUUGCCGCACAGGGAGUGAGACGGAAGAUGUGGCUUCCAACAUAAGGUUGUCCAUCACUGCUGAGAAGCAGGCAGAAGUCACCUCGGCUGUGGGACAGUGGCACUUUUGCGCCCAUGACUUUACGGAAGACGAACUGGUCGUGGCCGCGUUGGUCAUGUUUAAACAUGCACUCUCCAUGCCUGAGUUAGAGCCUUGGCGGAUACCGACAGACCAACUACACCGCUUUCUUCUCGCGUGUCGGGCUGCCUACAAUACCUUUGUUCCGUAUCACAACUUCCGCCACGUGGUCGACGUCCUGCAGGCGACCUUCCACUUCCUCGUCAGCAUUGGCUCCCUACCGCCCUGCCCCUCAGCUAGUGGCUCGCAACCCGCUGCCCGCCUCAAGUCGCCAAUGGUUGAGUUGCUGCAGCCGUUUGAAGCCUUGACUCUGCUCAUCACGGCUAUUGGUCAUGAUGUUGGCCACCCCGGCGUCAACAACGGCUUUCUAGUCACCUUGAAUGCGCCUCUUGCCCAGCUGUACAACGACCGCUCGGUCCUCGAAUCGUUCCACUGUGCGGCUUUUUCGCAGAUCCUGCGAAGGUACUGGCCAUCCACUUUCGCUGACAGCAACUUGCGCCACCUUAUGAUCAGCUCGAUCUUAGCUACCGAUAUGGGUUUGCAUUUUGAGUACAUGAGGAAGAUGGGUGACCUUCAGGAGAAGCUUCGUGGUUCCGACAACCUUGAUAGCUGGAAAGACGCCACCAAGGUUGAGCACAAGGCGCUGACAUGCGCUCUUCUCAUCAAGUGCGCAGAUAUCAGCAAUGUUACGCGACGACAUGACGCAGCCCUUCAGUGGAUGCACAUCCUUUCUGAGGAGUUCUCCCGUCAAUCAACCAUGGAACGCGAGUUGGAAAUCAAGACUUCAUUGAUGUCGGAACCCAAGCAGGAUACGCUGUCAUUGACUACCGCGCAGCUCAAGUUUAUGAACUUGUUCGCCCUGCCGCUUUUCCAAGGCGUUGCCGAAAUCCUCCCUGCCAUGCAAUACUGUGUUGACGAACUUCUCUUGAACAAAGAAUUGUUUGAUAAAGUUCUGCGAGACGAGCAGCAGCGGCAGGCGCCGACGGAACCGGCUUCGCAAGCCGAAAGCCGUGAGCUGUCGCCUAAAUCGAUCAAUUUCACCGUUUCCCCGGACCCGGCAACGGAGGCGCAUCCCGCCAAGGGACCGACGGGAUCCCCCUCAAACACGGCGGGAGCUCAGGCUGCAACCCCGCACGAGGGUCCUUUCCACCAGCCGCAUUCAGACUCGAGGCGGCCCGCCAACGGACGAACGGUGAAUGGCAUUGUCACCAGCUUUUCUUCCACAACUGGUUAUGGCCAUAACGAAGGAUCCAGCGCGAAUGGUGCCAACCACCACCAUGGCCACAGCCGACAGCGGUGCAGCGAGGCGACAGACACAGGUUCGGCGCCAAACAGCGGUGAUUGGGCUUCUCAAGCGACGAGUGCAACCACAGGCCGGAUGCCGAUGUCUCCCAGCACGCAGGGGACCAGCAUCGUCAGUCGGGAUUCCUUUGAACGCCCACGUAGCUAUGGCACCAACAUGCCGGUCCCAAGCGUGGUAGACCCCGCCGGAUCGACGAGCACGGUCCCAGAAUCGGCCACUACGACAACGACUCGGAGUGAUACGGACCUGAAGCUGGACAAUUACCCACCGCCGCCGUUGGUCCUCGAUGACGAACACGAUGCUCUACGAAACGGCCACAACCCACACUUCACGAAUGGCCCGGGAGUGAAAAGGAACGGAAACACUGCUGCCGCCGGAUCCGGAGACUCAUCCACUCGGCAACUGAAGAAGAAGCCGAGCCGUUUCAGGAUCAAUGGUUUGCAAAGUCUAUUCAGGAAGCACAAGAGCUCAAGCCCGCCAAUGCAGGCGGCUGAUACCGCAGGGUAG